AUGCCUCGAGUACAGAAAUCAGUGAAGCAAAGGCAUGACCCUCUCUACACGCAGCUAGAUGUCGAUGAUACACAAGCGAAAUAUGGUCGCGUAUCACAACCGGGGAAACGCACGAAGCGGCAACAAUCCUCGGGUGAUGAAGAGAGCACAGAGGUAGUUCUUGACCCAAAGACGUCGAGGAGAAUCUUCGAGCUCGCUAGAGAUCAACAAGACGAAGUUGAUAUGCCCGAGGAUGAGGAUGAGCCUCGACAUGAAGAUGAACGCGAGAACUUCAAGCCCAGAGUACAAAUCAUGGACGGUCAUGAUGAGGAGAGCGACGAUGAUGACAUGAGUGAUAAUGGUGACGUAGAAGAUAUGUUUCAAUUGGAUUCUGGAGAUAUCCAAGCGUUGGAUACACUACUACCAUCUAAUUCUGGUGAACGUCGAACGUUAGCAGAUAUCAUUUUUGCUAAAUUGGAGAGUGGGGAGACCAAUGGUGUCAAUGUCAUGCAAAAGGUGCAGCAGGAUCAAGAACACCCUGAUCCAGCACUCGGUCUCGAUCCUAGAUUGGUAGAAUCUUAUUCAAAACUCGCGAUCUUCUUGCACGGGUAUAAGUCGGGGCCACUACCAAAAUUCUUCAAAGUUAUUCCCUCGCUCCCAGCAUGGGCAAGAGUAUUAGCGCUCACUCGUCCUGAAAAUUGGAGCCCCCACGCAUGUAGAGCAGCAACACGAAUUUUCGUGUCCACGAUGAAGCCUGCUCAGGCUCAAUUAUUUCUUUCCGUCGUUCUCUUGGAUGCAAUACGGGAGGAUAUACAAAGCAAUAAAAAGCUCAAUGUGCAAUAUUAUGAAUGCCUGAAGCGUGCAUUAUUCAAACCCGCGGCAUUUUUCAAGGGUAUUGUAUUUCCGAUGUUGGAGAACGGCUGUAGCCUCAGGGAGGCCGCUAUCAUUGCUUCUGUCGUUGCCAAGAAAAAAGUGCCUGUCUUGCAUUCAGCAGCAGCUCUACUUCGAAUAGCAAACAUGGAUUAUACAGGGCCAAAUUCUCUGUUUAUUCGCGUCCUGAUUGAUAAAAAGUACCAACUUCCAUACAAAGUUGUUGAUGCCCUGGUGUUCCAUUUCAUUCGUCUUUCCAACACUUACAAGGCUCGUGGACGUGGUGACGCCCAAACACUCCCUGUGCUAUGGCAUCAAAGUCUGUUAGCUUUCUGCCAGAGAUACUCGCCAGAUCUCACCCCUGACCAAAAAGACGCUCUGCUGGACGUUAUUCGCGUUAACCCGCAUUUACAGAUUGGCGCUGAAGUGAGAAGAGAGCUGGUUAACUCAGUAGCUCGAGGAGAACCUCGACCAGAUGUCGCUCAAGACGUAGACAUGUCAUGA
Suillus paluster is the source of this 1353-nucleotide messenger RNA. Its product is annotated as Bystin-domain-containing protein. The coding region runs from base 1 to 1353 and encodes 450 amino acids. Lineage: Eukaryota; Fungi; Basidiomycota; Agaricomycetes; Boletales; Suillaceae. Gene Ontology annotation, biological process: rRNA processing. Gene Ontology annotation, cellular component: cytoplasm; preribosome, small subunit precursor; nucleolus. The record is from RefSeq and is a predicted model, not a curated record. The transcript is spliced from 8 exons. Gene Ontology annotation, molecular function: snoRNA binding.